AGUGAAUAUGGGUAAUUCAGUGAUUUUCUGGUCUGAUGCAUGGCUCCUCAAUGGCACUGUGCAGCCCCUGCUACAACUUUUUGGGGGCCCUCCUCACCAACUGUCGAAGACAUAUGGCACCCCUGGAGAUCCAUCCAUCCGUCUCCAAGAGGAAGACGUGGAAGAAUGAAAGAAGAUGGCGAUCUCUAUGAGCUGAUGCAGUUGAUCCAUCGGACCAUCCACAAAUGUUCAUCAGAGGAGAAGGGCCUCUUCUCUUCAUCAACAUCAAGAGCAACCACGACCCAGCACUCAAACACAGGUCCCCCCUUAUUCAUCCCCACCAAAUCUUAAUCUAUUAUACCGUUACCACCAAGACUAGGAGUGGGAGGUGCAUACAUAUAUCAUUCAGAAUUAGGAUGACCAUACAUUUGUUGGUACGAACGAUGCUUUGGUUUGUCAUUUCUAGUAGUAUGAUCCUCAAAUGAAGUGGCAUGGGAUAAGCAGGUAGUGUAAAGUAGUAUGUCUUGACAUUGACAUAAAGAAGUUGAUUUCUUGCUUAUAGCAUUUUAUUCAGCCCGAAAACAUCCUUGAUGUGCUCUUUUUUUUGCGCAUGAGCAACUGGUUGGAUGCCGGAAGAAGCAAAGAUAUCGCUGCUGAAGCAGCACCUUCAAAGAUCCAGAAGAGACGGCCUUAGAAGACUAUUGAUCACUGCUUUGUUUGAGGGGAGAUGAAGCUUCUUAUCCUUCCUGGUGGAAGUAGUUCCCCAAGCGCUGGACUAUCGUCGUCCUCUGCUUGCUUCUUCUCCUUCCUGCUCUGCAACAUGGACCUUACCUACGGAUCUCUUUGGUGCGACUUGGUCGCCCUCGUGGUCUCCGGCGAUGGUUGUUGGGCGCCCAUGCGUGCAAGGUUGAAGACUUGGUUUGGUGCACGUCGCCUCUACUACGACGCCUUAGCGCGGCGUUGCUUUGCGGCCUUGAUUGUUGCGAUGAGUACAAAGUGGUUGGUGAACUGGCUACGGAUAAGAUCAAAAUCCUGCGAUUGUCGCCACCCAGGUUUCUGAUCUCAAGGCGAGGCUACGGGAGGUAUGAAGAAUGGCCAUGCUUUUAUAUUCAACACAAGGAAGGUUUUUCUUGGUUCAUUCAACCUGAAGAUUGACAACACAUGGAACGACCAACUGUGAGAAGUGGAAGCUUAUUUAGUUUGUGGUGGCGUUGGGUUAGCUUGUUAGCUGUGUUUGGCUUUUGUUGAGGAAAUGAUUUGGUCGGAUGAUGAUAUGGAACCUUUCAUCCAGUCCAGUGUAAUGACUUGGCUUGCGAGUGCAUGAAUGAAUUUUGCAAUGAAGGAUGUGGUGAUUUUGAUUCUC
Molecule: messenger RNA, 1342 nt
Organism: Triticum aestivum (bread wheat)
Lineage: Eukaryota; Viridiplantae; Streptophyta; Magnoliopsida; Poales; Poaceae
Exons: 3
Coding region: 707-1039 (110 amino acids)
Source: RefSeq, a predicted model, not a curated record